This is a messenger RNA of Neoarius graeffei (lesser salmon catfish), 3125 nucleotides long. RefSeq names its product ciliary associated calcium binding coiled-coil 1 (gene cabcoco1). The transcript has 8 exons. Lineage: Eukaryota; Metazoa; Chordata; Actinopteri; Siluriformes; Ariidae. The record is from RefSeq and is a predicted model, not a curated record. The coding region runs from base 1 to 900 and encodes 299 amino acids.
AUGCCCCGAGUAGAGAGAGCGCGAGAGCAAGGCCAGCCGGGGAAAGACUCAAAAACUGACAACAAAGAUGCGCUUUUAAAGGUGCAUGAAGCAGGUGAGGUGUUUCCUCAGUGGCCAUGUCUAUCAUGUGAAAACAUCAAUCUGCUGAUGGAGCUUUCUGUGGAGCAGGUACAGCUGCAAUUUGCGGAUGUACUUGAUUUGAAGAAACACCAAACUUGUUUGAAGGAGGCCUCACUGUUGGACUACUUCGUUGUAGGAUUUUGGUGGGCCAAGGAGAUGGCUUUCACAUGCCAGCAAAUAUCAUUUAUUAUGGCUCUCUUGCAGCUGUUACUUGACAACAUCAAAGACAAGCACAUGCCAUUUGCUGACAACUUUAAGGAGUUCUCUCGGACGCUGCUCGCAACUAGACAGUCAUCACCAUCGGCAAGUGCCACCGUGAAACCGCUGUUUGAUGCGGAUCAAAUCAAAUCCAUUGCAGAUUACUUCAGGAGCAGUCUUUUCCAGCAUUACAGCCUCUACGAAUUCCUCUUCACCCACCCGAGACAUGACGUGCUGCUAGGAAUGGAGAGAAUCAUCGAGGUGGUUAAUUCAGCUGAUUUCAUCGCUCCACUGGAGGAGGGAACGCCAACCGACGACCUCCAUCACGUAGCGCCCUCCCCCCUUGACCAGGAUUCGGAUACGUGUGUGGAGAAGAAAGAAGAAGAGUCUACUGAAUGCGAAAAGGGAGAGACACUCCAAAGCUUGGAGGGUGUCAGUGUAGAAGAUGUGCGUGAAGUGCUUGGGCCAAUGACCAAAGAGGUGCUGGUAAAGCUACAGGCAGAUUUCACAGAGAAGCUACGCAUCCAGGAAACGACCUACACGGACAAGUUAGAGAGUCUCAAGAGACUGACGUCCAAAUAACUCUGCUGAAGAAGAGGGGAAACAUCUCAUCUCAUUAUCUGUAGCCGCUUUAUCCUUCUACAGGGUCGCAGGCAAGCUGGAGCCUAUCCCAGCUGACUACGGGCGAAAGGCGGGGUACACCCUGGACAAGUCGCCAGGUCAUCACAGGGCUGACACAUAGACACAGACAACCAUUAACACUCACAUUCACACCUACGGUCAAUUUAGAGUCACCAGUUAACCUAACCUGCAUGUCUUUGGACUGUGGGGGAAACCGGAGCACCCGGAGGAAACCCACGCGGACACGGGGAGAACAUGCAAACUCCGCACAGAAAGGCCCUCGCCGGCCACGGGGCUCGAACCCAGGACCUUCUUGCUGUGAGGCGACAGCGCUAACCACUACACCACCGUGCCGCCCGAGGGGAAACAUCCACCGCGUUUUCAAUAUAGACAAAACGUGUUAUAUGACACCAGUAAUUAUGUAAUAAAAAAACAGUACCAAUACUAAUAAGCUUAAGAAGUGAUUUAUAGUAGUCUUGUAGUGCAUACUGUUUGAAGAAAAUAACGAUUAUUAAAAAAAAAUAAUAAUAAUAAUAAUAACAUGGACUCCUUGCCCUUCUGUUCUAUACAAAUGCCAUGUUAUCAAAUUUGGAGCUAGAGUCUGCGCAGGAAAGAUGAGAGUUGAAGUCAGGUACUCAUUUGUUAGGUCCGCCCAGACUCGGACUCAAGUCCGACUCGUGCCCUAAUUUUAAGGACCCGUGGCUUGACUUGGACUUGAGCACUGAUGACUCGGACUCGUAAAUUGGAGAUGAGGACUCGGAUUUUUUCUUUGUUUUUUGUAACAUGCCAUAAUAAUUUGGCAUAACAGUGUUCUCCACGGGCGCUUUUACUGUAAAGUGGCGCAGCGCCACAUUAUAAUUCUGGCCCGCCGCCCUUCCCUUGGCCAAAAGAAAAAAUACGUAGCUUCAUCAGUAUACACCAAAUAAAUUGGAAAGUAUUUGCUUUAUUAUAAUUUUGUAACUAUUUAACACGCAGAAGACCAUUAAACGAAUGCAUACGAGGCUACCUGAAGUUAGUCUGGCUAACGCGACUUCAAAGCUCUGCGAGCAUUUGGUCUGGCAAAGAUAUUAAGCCCAACCGUUUCCCAGAGGCGUGGUUGACCCGCCUCCCUGAAAUGCCUCAGUUUGCUACUGGUCGAAGCCAGAAAAGGCUGUGACGAAGCUUAAACCAAUCACAUCACUCUUUCCUCUGACGUAUGUGACGUGACGGAAACUGCUUGAGUAACAGGAAGAAGAUAAAUACCUCCAGGGCUGCUCUUUGCUCCGUUUUCAAUGAGAACUUCCCGUUGAAUGCUUUCAAUACAGCAUCUACCGCUGUGUCAAAGGCUUGCCGCUGCUCCAUGUUCGUAAUGUUUCUAGUGAAUGAAGCGCUUCCGGCAUAGAUUCUGUAAACAAUCUAUGGCUUCCGGUCGCAGUUCUACUACGUCACUGCCUUGAACACGCCUCUACCCAGGGCCGUUGGAGACGCUCAAAGUUGAUUGGCUCCCGAUUUUUCGGGAGCUUGGAAGAGCUGGAGAUAGCUUGCCUUUCCAGACUAAGCUCGCAACAGGCCCUCGUGUUGCGUCACACUUAGGAUGGGCGGGCCCAGGCUAACCUGAAGUGGCCACGCGAUUGCGAUAGAAAACCAUCCGGCUGGCUGCGUACAGAUUGUGACACAGAGCUCUGCAGAUCGAGGUCGAUCCCUGCGUUACACUACACUGCAUCACAUUACACUAUACGGACACAUAGUAACGCUGGAAGCUACAAGCUGCAGCUAGACAGCAGCUAAAUAACUUUGCAGGUGUUUGUAGUGUUAUUGUGCAACGCUUACGCUUAUCUAUCAUCUUUUCUGACCAUACAGUAAUCAUAUAACAGCACACACACACAUUAGUUAAGUUCAGGUCUUUUAUUUUGUGUAUCUGUGAUUGUGUAGGCGAGAGCUGGGUCAAAGGACCCGAACUACGGAGGCCAGGGUGGCUUUGUAGUGCCAGUCUCGGGCAUGCGCACCAGCUUGUGCAUUGAUUGGACUGGCUUCACCCAAUUAACAUUAAUUAUGUGUAUUGUAAAAAAAUGUAUUCAUUUAUUGUAAUUGGGUAUUUUGUUUAUGCAUGGAAGUUCAUUUAUUUUUCACACACAGAAAAAAUAUAAUUAAUUCAAGGAUGCGCAACAGGCGCAUCAGUCUCAGCUGAAAUGUCAAAUGAGUCUCAC